GUCCGUCCUCCCCCUCGCGUCUUCCCUUCCUCCCGGGGUCGCUCCUGCCCGCUCCGCGGUUUGUCCCCGCGCCGCCGCCGUACUUGUAGUCCCGGCCCGGGAGGGAGGGCAGCGGCCGCCCCUCCCCCUGCAAGAUGGCGGCGGCGGAGCAGCAGCAGCAACCGCCGCCGCCGCCCGAGGGCUGCAGGCCGCUGAGCGCCCUCCUCGGCGGCAUCGCCCAGGCCGCCUACUACGGCAAGGCGGGCAUCACGGAGGAGCUGCUGCGCCGGCAGCUCUACCCCGAGGCGGCGCCGGAGGAGUUCCGGGCCCUGCGCGCCAAGAUGGGCGGCCUCCUGCAGUCAAUUGCUUCGGCAGACAUGGAUUUGAAUCAGCUGGAGGCUUUUCUCACUGCCCAAACGAAAAAACAAGGUGGCAUCACAUCAGAUCAAGCUGCAGUCAUUGCAAAGUUCUGGAAGAACCACCGAAUAAAGAUCCGAGAGAGCCUGAUAAAUCAAAGCCGGUGGGAUAAUGUCUUGAAAAACAUGAACUGGAGAGUGGAUUUGAAGUCACAGUCAAGACACAUCGAUCAGAUAAAUACCCCUGUUGCAAUAGUUGAAAUGGAACUGGGAAAAAAUGGGCAGGAAUCUGAAUUUCUCUGCCUGGAAUUUGAUGAGGCCAAGGUGAACCAGAUGCUGAAGAAACUGUCAGAAAUAGAGGAGAGCAUGACCUCGCUGACGCAGACCACUUAGCUCUUGCAGCAAAUAAAGCGAUUGCGAUUCACAAAAAGGAA
Dromaius novaehollandiae (emu) is the source of this 769-nucleotide messenger RNA. It is a transcript of the gene COMMD1, whose product is annotated as copper metabolism domain containing 1. The transcript is spliced from 3 exons. Lineage: Eukaryota; Metazoa; Chordata; Aves; Casuariiformes; Dromaiidae. Gene Ontology annotation, biological process: negative regulation of sodium ion transmembrane transport; regulation of proteasomal ubiquitin-dependent protein catabolic process; copper ion homeostasis. The record is from RefSeq and is a predicted model, not a curated record. The coding region runs from base 135 to 728 and encodes 197 amino acids. Gene Ontology annotation, cellular component: endosome.